Talpa occidentalis (Iberian mole) is the source of this 1521-nucleotide messenger RNA. It is a transcript of the gene LRRC14B, whose product is annotated as leucine rich repeat containing 14B. The record is from RefSeq and is a predicted model, not a curated record. The transcript is spliced from 2 exons. NCBI's taxonomy places the organism in Eukaryota, Metazoa, Chordata, Mammalia, Eulipotyphla, Talpidae. Gene Ontology annotation, cellular component: cytoplasm. The coding region runs from base 1 to 1521 and encodes 506 amino acids.
AUGCGAUCCCUGCGUGCCCUCUCCGCAGAGGCCCUGGCAUCCCACCCCCAGGUGGCCCCCAGCCUGGCCGGAGUGGCCCACAGUCUCUACCCACUGCUGUUCAAGGCCAGCUAUUUGCUGGAGCGGGCGGAGCUGGUCCGCCUCCUGCUGGAGCGCUGGCCCCUGGAGGAGUUCCUACUGAGCGCACUGCUGGGCCCGAGCGCUGACCACCCCCAGGACCUGCGGGACCGGGCCUGCCGGGUCUGCUUGCAGGCCUGUGCACAGGGCCUUGCAGACCACGUGCUGCGGCCCGGGGGCGGGCGGCUGAGGGUGGCCGACCUCACGGGCCUGCGGGAUGUGCAGGAGCAACGCUGCCCCUGUGGGAGGGCACUGGGUCGGUGGGGCCGCACUGAGCUGCUGGCCAGGACCUGCUGUGGGCUACAGGGAGGGGGGCCUACAGCAGGGCGCCCGCUCAAGGUCCUUGCCGACCUCUUCGUCACCGAGGGCAACUUGGAGGUGGCAGUGCGGGCCCUGGAAGGGGGCGGCCCACUGCGUCUGCACUGCCUGUCCUUCCGGGCAGACAGCCUGGACCCCGGGCAGCUCCUGCAUGUGCUGCGUCUGGCCGGGCCGAGCCAGCUGCGCCGGCUGACUGUGGUGCACAGUGUGCGGCUGCAUGCCGGCCUUGUGCAGCAGCUGCUGGCCCUGGGCUUCCCCCAGCUGGUCUCACUCACCCUGCCCACCAAGGCCUUCGACAUGACCCCCGCCUACAACCCUGGCCCUGACAGCCAGGACGCCCUCCUCACGUCCAUCGCCGGGGAGCUCAGCCGGAUGACACAGCUAGCGGAGCUGAGCGUGGCCUUCUCCACACUGACCGGGAAGGUCCAGAGGCUGCUCGGCCCCCUGCGGACCCCGCUGCGCGUCCUGGACCUGGCCAACUGCUCCCUGAGCCACGCCGACCUGGCCUUCCUCGCCGACAGCAUGCACGCAGCCCACCUGGAGGAGCUGGACCUCAGUGGGCACCCCCUGGUUAACCUGUACCCCUCGACGUUCUUCCGGCUGCUGGGCAGGGCCGCAGCAACACUGAGGACCCUGACCCUGGAGGAGUGUGGUCUGGAGGAUGGCCACGUGGGGCUGCUGUCCGUGGCCCUGGGGCCCUGCCAGCAGCUGCAAGAGCUGCGCCUCCUGGGGAACCCGCUGUCCGCUCGCGCCCUCCGGCACCUCUUGGCUACCCUGUGCACACUGCCCCAGCUGCGGGGCGUGCAGGUCCCGGUGCCCAGUGACUGCUACCCCGCGGGCGUCCCCUACCCCCAGGACGAGCUGACCCAAUCCAAGUUCGACCAGCAGAAAUACGAGGCCAUCGCCGCAGAGCUGCAGGCAGACCUGCUGCGGGCUGGCCGGGCCGACGUCCAGGUCUCCACACCCCUGCACGGGAGCUUCGACCCUGACCUUCAAGAAACAGGCAGCGAGCUGGGUGCGCGCCUGCUGCAGGCUUUCAGGGCCGCGCUGGAGAACCUGUCCAGGGCGCUGAGACAGAUGGAGUAG